Stylophora pistillata is the source of this 364-nucleotide messenger RNA. Its product is annotated as GFP-like fluorescent chromoprotein amFP486. Gene Ontology annotation, biological process: generation of precursor metabolites and energy; bioluminescence. The record is from RefSeq and is a predicted model, not a curated record. Lineage: Eukaryota; Metazoa; Cnidaria; Anthozoa; Scleractinia; Pocilloporidae.
UGGCACCGACCUUGAAGUAUGGAUUCAAGUGUUUUAUGAAGUACCCUGCUGAUAUACCUGACUAUUUCAAGCUGGCAUUUCCCGAAGGUCUAAAAUACGACAGAAAAAUAACAUUUGAAGAUGGAGGGUGUGCCACGGCCACUGUGGAAAUGAGCCUCAAAGGCAACACCCUUAUGCACAAGACCAAUUUUCAGGGAGGUAACUUUCCCAUUGACGGCCCUGUCAUGCAGAAAAGGACUCUUGGCUGGGAACCAACCUCAGAGAAAAUGACUCCUUGUGAUGGAAUAAUCAAGGGAGACACUAUGAUGUACCUGAUGGUUGAAGGAGGCAAAACUCUGAAAUGCCGAUAUGAAAACAAUUACAG